AGUGGCUGUCGUCUGCUCGUUAGGGGACCGCAUAACCCCUUGGUGGUGUUGCAUUCAAUCACAAACGGACUUACUUUUGUCGUUUUCGAAAGAAUACGGGUGGAUACUCCACAAAUUUCACUCAAGUUUCAGCUGUUUUUUGAAGACUAUCCAAGUGGCCUGCUUUUUUAACUUAACCAUGAGUUCCCUUGGCAUAUUUAUGUCUGUUCAGAGAACAAUUUUGAGGCCAUGCAGACAAUUGUCAAUUGCUCGAUGUACUUAUGGAAAUUCUGCAAUUUUGGCUCGUGCUGCUAUAAGUUCUCCCAUUGAUGCCCUGAAACCCAACCAUAAAGGGUAUCCUCUAGUUGUAGUGCACAGAGAUUAUGCCUCCAAGAAAGGUGGAAAAAAGAGUAAGGGUGGGGCUCCAGUAAAUACACAUGGCCUUAACGAACACAUUGACACUGAUGUAAUGACUCAACAAAUGGAAAGUGCCGUAGAGACAAUGAAAACUGAAUUUGUGAAAAGUUUAUCACUGAGAUCGGCAGGGUCAGUGGAAUCCUUCAAAGUAAAAUAUGAAGGUAAAGAAUAUGAACUUCAGCAGAUAGCAAAGAUGACAAGGAAAGGACAGCAAACUAUUGUUGUGGAUAUGUUAUCAUUCCCUCAGAUGACUAAAGCAGUAAUGGAUGCCCUGAAAACAUCAGCAUUGAAUUUAAAUCCUCAACAGGAAGGCACAACGAUCUUUAUUCCAAUCCCUAAAGUGACCAAGGAACACAGAGAAAUUCUUGCCAAGAAAGCCAAAGCUCUAUUUAUAACAUGUCGAGACUCAAUAAAGCGAAUUCAAGAGAAUAACAUAAAAGAACUUAGAGAAAGUCCCAUGCCAGAUUCUGAAAAACAAACUGCAUAUAAACAGGUCAGAGCAAUCGCAGACAAGUAUGUUGCCCAAUCAGAAACGAUGAUGAAAGGAAAACAAGAUGAACUUUUAGGAAAAUGAAUUUGUAACUAAUGAGACUGAAUAUAUUUUCUGGUGUAAGAGAUUA
This is a messenger RNA of Frankliniella occidentalis (western flower thrips), 1016 nucleotides long. RefSeq names its product ribosome-recycling factor, mitochondrial (gene mRRF1). The transcript is spliced from 5 exons. Gene Ontology annotation, molecular function: ribosomal large subunit binding. Gene Ontology annotation, cellular component: mitochondrion. Gene Ontology annotation, biological process: translation. The record is from RefSeq and is a predicted model, not a curated record. NCBI's taxonomy places the organism in Eukaryota, Metazoa, Arthropoda, Insecta, Thysanoptera, Thripidae. Bases 179 to 970 code for a protein of 263 amino acids.